Molecule: messenger RNA, 1563 nt
Organism: Linum trigynum
Lineage: Eukaryota; Viridiplantae; Streptophyta; Magnoliopsida; Malpighiales; Linaceae
Source: the annotation of a GenBank genome assembly
AUGGAAGAGGCGGAAGCAAUUAGCGAGAAGGAGAGCUCCCCGGAGCCAAAACGGAGAAGUAGAAAGCGGGAAACGCAGAUGCAGCCGCCGCCGAAGGAAGCCGCCGAGGAGCCGGAGGGUCCGAGUACCAGGCGCACGCGGUCGCAGGCGGCUCCCGAGUGGACGACGAAGGAGGCGCUGGUGCUGGUGAACGAGAUCGCUGCAAUUGAAGGGGACUGGCUGAAAGCACUGUCGUCGUACCAGAAAUGGAAGAUCGUGGUGGAGCACUGCAACGCGAUGGAUGUGCGGCGGAAUCUGUUCCAGUGCAGGGGGAAGUGGAACUCGCUGCUGACGGAUUACAAUCUCAUCAAGCAGUGGGGUUGCAAGGCGAGGCAGGGGAGCGAUCCGUACUGGUCACUGGAUAGGGAGAGGAGGAAGCAAUUUGGAUUGCCUGAGAAUUUCGAUGGUGAGCUGUUCAAGGCGAUUGAUGAGUACGUUAGGUCGCAGGCCGACGAGAUGGAUUCCGAUCCGGAAACGGAUCCUGAUGGUGACGCCGAGUUGCUUGAGGUGAUUGCCAGGCUAGGGUCCAAGAGGAAAAAACGUUAUAUAUCUGUUUUGGAAGUUGGAGGAGAGCCGUUGCAAGGUGCUGCAGAAAGGCUAUCUCAGGGAACUUACGCAGAAGAAAACCCUCAGCUAUACUACCCAGAAGAGGGUGACGCAGAAGAAAUGCCCGGGCUAGACUAUCCAGAAGAAGAGGAGGGUCCUGGUGAAGAAAUUCCUGUGGAAGAAAUGCAUCAGCCGCAGUUGUCCACAGAAGAGAAACAGGUGCGUUGUUGGAUCGAGGAGAAAAAUGAGGGGGCGGCAGUCGAAGUUGAGGAAGAGAAUAAUAUGGAAGAAGCUCAUGUUGAAGAGAAGAACGAGGCAGCGGUAGAAGAAGAGGAAGCUCACAAUGAAAACCCUGUUGAAGAAGAAGAAGACAUCCAUGAAAAAGAGAUGAUCCAUGCACCAAUAGUAGAAGAGGAGGCUCAUCAUGAGAUCCCGGCUCAAGAAGAACUAUGCAUCCAUGAAAAGGAGACGAACGAGGCAGCAUUAUUACAAAUGGAAGCUCCCCGCGAGAGCCUUGUUGAAGAAGAAGGGGUCCAGAGAGUCAAUGUACAAAAUGGAGGAGGAGGAGGAGGUGGUCAGCAGGAAAUGUGCGUUGAGGAACAGAAUGGUGAUGAUAGCUACGGCAGCGAAAGCAUUCCAUCUGGUGAGGUGGAAGUGGAAGGAGAGAAGAACGGUGACGAGAAGAGUAGAUCUGCGCUGGGGGAACAAAGGCCUCACAAGAGAGGCAGGAAACCGAAAGCGCUGGUGGAAGAAGAGAAGAUGGCGGAGCAAGUUUACGAGCAUGCGAAGUUAAUGAUCGCUAUAGCCGAAACCAAAUAUCCUACUCCUCCUCCGGAGCCUGGAUUUGGCGAUGAUGCCGCAGUGGAGGCGGCCAAGACGGAGUUUGUAAGGCGCCAAGCGGACCAGCUUAUAGCAUCCCUAGGUAAGAUUCUGAGUAUACUCGAACAGUAUCCUUAUCUCGUCCAAAAAUACAGCUAG